GACAACAACAUGGCUGGGAUCAAGUACUUUAAAAGUCUGCUGUUUGUGACUUUUCUUCUGUCUGUUUCUGAAGCAGAUACUGAAGUGAGCUGUGUUUUCAGUGAGAGCUGCAUGUUACCUUGUCAGUACCAGGUUGAUUCUGAUCCUCUCAUCCACUGGUACCACAUAUCAGAUGGAGAAUCUGUGGUUCAUUCCUACUAUAAGGACCAAGACCAGCUGGGAUUCCAGGUGGAGAACUUUAAGAACCGGACAUCCCUGUUUCAGGAUCAGAUCUCCAGAGGAAACGCCUCCCUGCUGCUGAGAGGAGUGAAGGUUCAGGAUGAGGGAAAAUACAAAUGCUACACCAGCACCACAAGAGGAUUUCAACAAUCAUUUGUUAACCUAAAAGCAGAAGCUCCGGUCUCUAAAGUCAUCAUCAAUCAGGAAAAAAACAGGAUCAUCUGCACCUCAGAGGGGAUCUACCCUGAACCUGAACUCACCUGGUCCACCGACCCUCCAUCCAACACCACCGCUCUAAAUAUAACAAGCAGCAUCCAGCAGACUGAAGAGAAGCUUUACAGCAUCAGCAGCUCUCUGAAGGUCUCAGACGUUGAUCCUUAUCUGACCUACAGCUGCACCGUCAGCACUCAGAGGAGCAGGAAGACAGUCACUUUUAGUGAAGAAGCAGAUACUGAGGUGAGCUGUGUUUUCAGUGAGAGCUGCAUGUUACCCUGUCAGUUCCCAUUUGGCUCUGAACCUCUCAUCCACUGGAUGCGAGUGUCAGCUGGAGACUCUGUGGUUCACUCCUACUAUAAGGACCAAGACCAGCUGGGAUACCAGGUGGAGAACUUUAAGAACCGGACAUCCCUGUUUCAGGAUCAGAUCUCCAGAGGAAACGCCUCCCUGCUGCUGAGAGGAGUGAAGGUUCAGGAUGAGGGAGAAUACAAAUGUUACAUCAGCACCAUGAGAGGAUUUGAAGAAUCAUUUGUUAACGUAAAAACAGAAGCUCCGGUCUCUAAAGUCAUCAUCAAUCAGGAAAAAAACAGGAUCAUCUGCAGCUCAGAGGGGAUCUACCCUAAACCUGAACUCACCUGGUCCAUCGACCCUCCAUCCAACACCACCGCUCUAAAUAUCACAACCAGCGUCCAGCAGACUGAAGAGAAGCUUUACAGCAUCAGCAGCUCUCUGGUGGUCUCAGACGAUGAUCCUCAUCUGACCUACAGCUGCACCGUCAGCACUCAGAGGAGCAAGAAGACAGCCGCUAUUAGAAAACCACAUGACCUAGAAACUUCACAUCAUGAUGAACCUGUUGCUGGGAAGGUGAUCAGUGGUGUGAUUGGAGCGGCUGUGACAGCAGGAAUCAUCGCAGUGAUUAUCUAUGUAGUAAAGAACAGACUACAAAGCGCCCUUCGUCCCUCAUCGUCUUCCUCACCGCCUUCCUCCGCCUCAAGCCAGCUGCUCUUCCCUUCCUCUGUGUCUGCCUACCUGCCUGUGUUCCCUCACAUCCGCCAGCUCCAGUCAUCACCUCACAUCUACUCCCGCUUGUGCGGCGGAGCGCUGCUCAACACGCUGCAGGUGUGCGCGCCCCGCUCACCUGUCAACUGGAGUCACCUGUGGAAGAAGCAGACAAGGCAGAACCGGCAGAAACUGCAUGGCUCUGCCUACUAA
This is a messenger RNA of Fundulus heteroclitus (mummichog), 1647 nucleotides long. RefSeq names its product CD276 antigen-like. Gene Ontology annotation, biological process: cell surface receptor signaling pathway; positive regulation of T cell proliferation; immune response. Gene Ontology annotation, cellular component: external side of plasma membrane. The record is from RefSeq and is a predicted model, not a curated record. The coding region runs from base 10 to 1647 and encodes 545 amino acids. The transcript is spliced from 8 exons. NCBI's taxonomy places the organism in Eukaryota, Metazoa, Chordata, Actinopteri, Cyprinodontiformes, Fundulidae.